Molecule: messenger RNA, 1035 nt
Organism: Trichomonas vaginalis G3
Lineage: Eukaryota; Parabasalia; Trichomonadida; Trichomonadidae
Product: myotrophin family
Exons: 1
Coding region: 1-1035 (344 amino acids)
Cellular component (GO): nucleus; cytoplasm
Molecular function (GO): protein binding
Source: RefSeq, a predicted model, not a curated record
AUGCAAUACGAUGCUACCUGCGUUCCAGAGGAGUUGAAGGAGACUGUUGCAAUUGAAGAUUGCAUUUUUGGUCUCACACAAGAGAAGCUUCAAGAUGCUAUUAAAUAUCUUUCCCAGAAGCCAGAAGAAGAUCAUGAGUUUAUCUACAACUGCAUCAACAAAGCCGCCGAAACAUAUUCUGUUUCAUUCAAGCUCUAUGGUGAUUUGUGGGCUGGAUUAGGCUGGAAGUUAGCUGCAUACCCGAAUACAAGAUUUUCUGACUAUCUUCACCGCCGUGGCUUACACGAUCAGACAAUUUUCACAUGGGAAGCAACAGCCAAAGAGUACGAAGAGCUCUAUCCAAAGGACUCUCCACAAGCCGCUGUUUUUAAUGAAGAUGUCGACACUCUCAAGAAGCUUUCUGACAAGCAGGGAGCAUUAGAUGGCACAGUAGAUAUCGGUGGUGUCGAUUACAACCUCUUAGACCUCGCCGCUUAUGCUGCAAAGCCAAAGACGUUCUAUUAUCUUCUUUGCCGCCCAAUGGAAGUCACAAGGAACACAGUUGAAGCCGCUAUUGUCGGUGGAAACCCAGAAAUCAUUGAUUGGGUCAGAAAGAAAGGUUUAUCUUUCGAAUUAGCCCAAGAAAUCGCUGUUGAGAACCAUCGCAACGAGUUCUUAGCCACACUUAUCAAGCACUACGAUCUUGAGAACGUCAGUUCCGUCAAAGUUGCUCUCAACGCUUUCAAUACACAAUUCUUCUGCUUCUUACUCAAGAACGGCUUUCCAUUGAACAAGUUGGACCGUUUCGAUACAACACCACUCAUGGUCGCUGCUGCAAACAGACACAAUCACCUCGUAAAGUACUUACUCAAGCAUAAUGACAUUAACGCUGCAAAAACUACAGGAGAAACAGCUCUAAUGGAAGCUGCUACAGCAGGAUGCUACGAAAUGGUCAAAUACCUCCUCGCAAACGGUGCUAAUAAGGAUAUGAAGGAUUUCGAAGGAGAAACUGCCGCUGACAGAGCAAAGAUCCAAGCUAUCAAAUCUCUCUUAUAA